Messenger RNA from Mobula hypostoma (lesser devil ray), 4797 nucleotides. Its product is annotated as ETS-related transcription factor Elf-2-like. The transcript has 9 exons. The record is from RefSeq and is a predicted model, not a curated record. The coding region runs from base 611 to 2431 and encodes 606 amino acids. Gene Ontology annotation, biological process: cell differentiation; regulation of transcription by RNA polymerase II. Gene Ontology annotation, molecular function: sequence-specific DNA binding; DNA-binding transcription factor activity, RNA polymerase II-specific. Lineage: Eukaryota; Metazoa; Chordata; Chondrichthyes; Myliobatiformes; Myliobatidae. Gene Ontology annotation, cellular component: nucleus.
UUGACGUUGUGUUGCUGUGUGAGAAUCUGGAAGCUGUGACCUGGAUUUAGCCUAUCGAGCCCAUGAGAGAGAGAGAGAGAGAGAGAGAGAACUAGAGGGUGGGAGGACAGGCAGCAUUAAGUGUGCUUCAUUCUCUCUGUGUAAACCGAAACCAUCAGGCUUGUCUGGAGAACUAGGGGAUCGGCAACAACCCAGAGCGUGCAUAGUUGAACCUUCACACGGCAUAUAUACAGACCCAUAACCUGGUGACACAGCAAAAGAACACAACACAACACAGCCUUUUUCCACUUGGAUUUAGAUCUGUUUGGAAAGCCUUCUGAGAGGUGCGCUAACCUCUUGCAGAAGCAACACUUUACUGGAAUGACAUUUACCUCAAGUCAUAAGCGGAGGAAGUGGAGCCAGAAAGGACACAUGCCCCAGGGGGACCUAUUUCUGUGCUGCACCAUCUUUGAUUGUGCUACGCUUUGAACAACACCCCUAAGUGCUGUAUGGUUCUGUAUGUGCCCGAAAGGAAAGGGCCGUUUCCCAACACGGGACAGCUUGAGUGCAGCCUCCUGUUGCGAGAGAUCGCUUUGUUCCCCGUUGCUCUGAAAGUCCCAGGAAAUGUGCUAUGACAUCAGCAGUGGUGGACUGUGGAAGCCUGGUGUUUGACUUUGCCAGUAAUGUAAUGGAGAACCACCAGCAGCAGGAUGCAGAGAAGGGUCCAGGGUACCCUGCAGUGAUUGUAGAACCAGUUCCCAGUGCCAGGCUCGAUCAGAGCUAUGCAGCACAGAUUUUGGUCUAUGAUGAUGAAACUUACUUGAUGCAAGAUGUUGCUGAGGAGCAGGAGAUUGAGACUGAUCCAGCAGAAGCAGUGGAAGCAUCUGUCCACAGCAGUCAUGUCCAUUGCACAGACAAGACCAUUGAGGCAGCUGAAGCCCUGCUUCAUAUGGAUUCUCCAACCAGCCUGAGGGAUGACAAGAACAGUGUCCAGGUAUUUGUACCACCCUGUGUGUCGACCCCAGAAUUUGUCCACGCUGCAAUGAGACCUGAUGUGAUUACCGAAACGGUGGUGGAAGUGUCGACGGAGGAGCCAGAGCCCAUGGACACUUCCCCUGCCGUGCCGAUACUUGAAACCCCUGAACCAACCAAAAAAAAGAAAGCUGGUCGAAAACCAAAGAACCAGCAGUCUGGGUUACCUAAUAGUGCGUCGGAUCUGUCUGUGAAAAAGAAGGCUAGAGAAGGGAAAGGGAACACUACAUAUCUCUGGGAGUUCCUUCUUGACUUACUACAAGACAAAAACACUUGCCCUCGAUACAUCAAGUGGACUCAGCGGGAGAAGGGCAUCUUCAAACUGGUUGACUCUAAGGCCGUGUCCAAGCUUUGGGGGAAACACAAGAACAAGCCAGACAUGAAUUACGAGACAAUGGGGAGGGCUCUAAGGUAUUAUUACCAAAGGGGGAUCCUGGCCAAGGUGGAAGGACAACGCUUAGUCUAUCAGUUUAAAGAAAUGCCCAAGAACUUAGUAAUUAUUGAUGAGGACAAAGCUGAUGCCAACAACGAGGGAUCAUAUCCACCUGAAAUCCGGACUGAUGUAGUUGGCCACUUAUCUGAAGGAAUUUCUCCAUCUUUAGAAAAUAUCUCUUCUCACAUUUCCUCAAAAUCUGUAGUAGCUUCUCGAGGAGCGAGGAGUUCAGCGCCGCAGAGUGUUGUGAAGCUGGGGAGGGCUGCGACGGUGAAGGUCUGGUCGCCAAGUCCCAGUGGAGUCCUAUCUCCGGUGCCUACAACCUCCCUACCGGUAGUAACCUCAACAGUUCCAAGAACUGUCCGUGUGGCAAUGCAGGUGCCUGUUGUAAUGACCUCUUCGGGCCAGAAGAUUUCAUCAGUGGCCGUUCAGUCAGUGAACCCGGUUUCAACAGUAAUAACCAGCACAAACACGACUGUUACCACUCCAAAGGUUCUCAUCCAAACCAUCCCAACAAUGGUACCUCCUACAACAGAGAAUGGAGACAAGGUCACCAUGCAGCCUACAAAAAUUAUUACUAUCCCUGCGACACAGAUAACCCAGUGUCACUUACAGACAAAGGCAGGCUUGGCUACGACCGGCAGCAUUAACAUCGUUGGAGCUCAGGGAGCUAUUCGAGCUCUUUCUCCAAUGCCCAUAGCAGGAGGAACACCUGUGAUGAGACUAGCAGUGCCUGCCCAGCAGUCUACCAGCCAGAGUCCUGCUCGAGUUAUUACUGCAGUUAUCAAAGGAGCAGACGUCAAACAGGAAGGCAUGGCUGCAAAGGUGGGAGCCGAGGUCCAUAAUAUGCCCAUGAUUAAGGAAGAGCGUUCAGUGGAGGGCAGCAAAACAGUGACUCGUUGGGUGGUUGUCAGUGCACCCUCAACAAUCGCCCUUCCUUUGACAAUGAAAACAGAGGCAGAAGGCACGGUGACUGGUGAAAAAUAGCUGUGCAACUGUUAGUAGAGUUGGCAGUGGGACUUUUCCAGCAGGUAGUAGACUUUUCCAUCCCACGCUUUGCUGUGGGUCGUGAGCCACGUCAUCAAAUGCUGACAAAGGAACUUUUCAAAUAGGAACAAAUGAUACUUCAAUGAAUUCGAAUGCAAUUGAUUGUUCAUUGCGUAUUGAUCCAAAAAAAAUGGGACCAUGUGUUUCACUACAUUUUAAGUCUAUAUUAAGAACUUCUGAAACACUAAUGUUUUGGUGAUUUGGUUUGGAAUGUUUUUCUGAAGACUGCAGAAAUUUUAAAGCACAAGUGAUAUCAGGAAUUUACUUCCACUCCCAGUUGUCAUUUUAUUAUGAGGUCUUGUCUGUGCUUUAAGGGGUAGGCCAUUUAGAACGGAGUUGAGGAAAAGGCUUUUUCACACAGACAGAGUUGUAGAUCUGUGGAAUGCUCUGCUUCAGAGGGCAGUGGAGGCCAAUUCUCUGGAUGCUUGAAAGAGUUAGAUAGAGCCCUUAAAGAUAGCGGAGUCAAGUGAUAUAGGGAGAAGGCGGGGACGGGGUACUGAUUGUGGAUGAUCAGCCAUGAUCAUGGUGAAUGGCGGUGCUGGCUCAAAGGGCCGAAUGGCCUACUCCUGCACCUAUUGUCUAUUGUCUUUGAGCUCAGAUGUGACCUUGUCUUUGCCAUGUUAAUGACGACACAGUUCACACUGGCUGUAACUUAGUGUUUGAAGCAGAGGACUGCAUCUUCUUUCCCAGCAUUCCAAUCCUUCUGUUGGUUCAGUUUUAAUAAAUAGCAAAGCAGUAGUCUUCUGUCAUGUUUACUAAUAUAAAUCCGUCCCAAUUUAAGAGUUACCAUUUUCACAGACUAAAAUGUACUUUAAAAUGUUGUUCCCUUAAUUUCCAUUUGAAGCCCUUCCCAGCAUGUCUCACACUCCACAUCCUGUUACCUUUAAGAAAAUAGCCUCAUAGGUCUUCCCUGGAAUCAUAAAAUGAAUUAGCACAAUGGUUAUUUAUUUGAAGGGUCAUAUAAUGGUAACAACUCACAGCCCAUUGCUCUGUAAAUGUAAGAGCUUGUUGCAGAGUUCAAUGUAAAUUUAUUAUCCAAGUACGUAUAUGUCACCAUAAACUACCCUGAAAUAUCAUUUUCUUGCAGAGUUGGCCUGCAAGAGAAUUCCUGGUAACACUGGUUCUUUUAAAACUAAAUGCUGCCUAUUGCAUUUCAAAGGAAUAUUGACAUUUGUUAAAUAACACUGUGUGCACACAGUACUUUUCCUUCUACUGGUGCUAAGUGAGUUCUCUACAAACCGUAUGGAAUGUGAAGGAUUACGUUGAAACGGAAGUUAUUACUUUUAUUUGGAGGAGGUUUGGUAUUUUCAGGAUUUGUAUAAUUACAUUUAGUGAGCAAUGUUAAAUGACAUUUGAGUUUUUCCAUUUUUUAAAAAAAAAGAUAAGCUAUAUACAAACUAGCUUUUUGUUAAAAGCUCUUUUUAAUCUUACAUGAAGCACAGUAUUGUUAUGGAGUAACAUGUUAUUUUAUGGUAGUUAGAACCUGCCAGACACAGAUUCUGGUCAAGUUAAGUGACCGACCUUUGGCUAUAACCUUUUUUUUUAAAUAAUACCUGUGUUACUUUGCCUUGGUGUAUGUAUAAACACUUUGCUUUUAUUUUCCUGCCACUUAAAGGUCACAUGUUCAGUCUAGCUUAGUGCAAUGAGCUGUUCCUUUUCAGGUAGUUCUAAACCUGUUGACUUCAAUUAAAGAGGAAGUCUCGCCAUCAGGACCCAAAUAUUUUAAAAGGAAAACUAUUACAUGAAAUUAUAAUUAACAUCCUUUUGUCCAUCUAUUUUAUCAAUUUUUAUGUACAUGUUGAAGAUGAACUGUGAUGUAUGUGGGAGGGGAGAAUUGUUUUGGUUAGGACUGUUGAGGUACCAUAUGCAGUUAAUGUUCAGCUCCUCCAUGGCGACUCUCUCCCUUUUUCCCUGGUACUGCCUUUGGAUUUCACCAGUGCUCACUGUUCAAAUGUGUUCAAAAACCUGAAACAAUGGACCAAAACGAUGUUAAACCCUUCAAAACCACCUGCUUUUUAAAACUGGAUUCUGGUAUUGAAACUCCCUCCUUAAUGAGUGAUUAGGGAGAUUACCAGUGUUCUGACUGAAGAUGUUUGUACAGUUUCAACAUUUGAAGUAUAUUCUAUUUUGUUGUACUCUUGUUUCAAAGUGUAUUCAAGUAGAUUUUACCAAACUUUAACAGUGAAUCCUGUUUUGAUUGUGUUUUGGUAAAGAAAUACAAAGUAUAUUGAGUGUCUGUGCAUCUUCUUUAAAAGCCGUAUCGACAAGAAGACAGUUUCUUAUCUUAGGUGACACCAAGUCAAUGG